Drosophila persimilis is the source of this 1904-nucleotide messenger RNA. It is a transcript of the gene Cyp6g2, whose product is annotated as probable cytochrome P450 6g2. The coding region runs from base 310 to 1869 and encodes 519 amino acids. Gene Ontology annotation, biological process: response to DDT; insecticide catabolic process. The transcript is spliced from 2 exons. Lineage: Eukaryota; Metazoa; Arthropoda; Insecta; Diptera; Drosophilidae. Gene Ontology annotation, molecular function: iron ion binding; heme binding; monooxygenase activity. The record is from RefSeq and is a predicted model, not a curated record.
CCCCCAGAUUAGCGACGAUACAACUAACCUUGCUCUUCCCAACAACAAAAAACUUUACAUAACGGGAACAAAUAAAAGAAUAGAAUCCAACCUGAUCAGCAUCACAAAAACUUAUUCUUCGUCCAUUCACAAACUCUGAGCUUCACAAUUCAUUCAUAACACAGGGCACCAUCUUGAUGAACCCGCGCUGAGUUCCCGCUACCCAAGCAGCUUCAAAGGCAGCUUCCAAGGCAACUUCCAAGGCAGCUUAAACCCGUGCUGAGCUCGCUCAGCGCUCGUCAGUAGCUAGAGUAAUCUCUCAGGGAGAACAUGGUACUUGGACUUUUCCUGCUCGUGGUCAUCUUUUUGGCCACUAUCUGCUUCCUCCUCCAGCAGCACUAUGCCUACUGGCGACGUCGAGGAGUACGAGAACUGCGACCCCACUGGAUAUUGGGCAACCUGGCGGGACUGCUGAGCAUGAGGGACAGUCCGGCGGAUUUUAUGGGACAGUUGUACAAUCAUCCGGAUGCACUAAAUCAGCCCUUUGUGGGCAUACACGUAUUCCACCGCCCGGCUCUGCUGCUGCGCGAUCCCGAUCUGAUCAAGCGGAUCCUGAUCAAGGACUUUGGCAAGUUUUCCAACAGAUACUCGAACUCCGACUACAAGGGAGAUCCGUUGGGAUCGCAAAACAUAUUCUUCCUGAAAAAUCCCGCCUGGAAGGAGGUGCGCUUCAAGCUGUCGCCCUUCUUUACCAGUAACAAGCUGAAGAGCAUGUUUCCCCUCAUCGUGGAGGUUGGCUCUAAUCUGGACGCCUAUCUGCGCGAGCAGCCGCUGCACAACGAACGGACCCGCUGCUUCGACCUGGAAGCCAAGGAGCUGUGCGCCCUAUUUACCACGGACGUGAUUGCCUCGGUGGCCUACGGGGUCCAGGCCAAUAGCUUCACCCAGCCCAAUGGCGAGUUCCGCAGGCACGGCCGAGCCGUCUUCGAGUUUAGCCUGAAGCGGGCGGCGGAGUUUACGCUGGUCUUCUUCCUGCCGCAUCUGGUCCCGCUCUUUGGCUUCAAGGUGGUGCCUUCCGAGGCUACCCGGUUCCUGCGCAACACCAUCAACUAUGUAAUGGCCGAGCGCGAACGGUCCCAGCAGACGCGAAACGAUCUUAUCGACAUCCUCAUCGAGUUCCGACGCUCCACUCAACAGGCCAGGGCUGCCGGGGAUCACGGCCAGUUUGUGUUCGAGGGCGACAUCCUAGUGGCACAGGCGGUGCUCUUCUUUACCGCCGGCUUCGAGUCCUCCUCUUCCACGAUGGCCUUUGCCAUGUACGAGCUGGCCAAGGAUGCCGAUAUCCAACUGCGUGUGAGGCAUGAAAUCAAGGAGGCUUUGAUAGCCAGCGGUGGACAGGUGACCCUUCAGCUGAUAGAUUCCCUUGAGUACAUGCAAAUGGUCUUGCUAGAGGUUCUGCGCAUGUAUCCCCCGCUGCCGUUCCUGGACCGAGAGUGCACUGCCGAGGACGAGGAUUACUCCCUGACGCCGUAUCACGGGUUCCGAGUGCCAAAGGGAAUGCCCAUCUACAUACCCUGUUAUGCAUUGCACAUGGAUCCCCAGUACUUUCCACAGCCCCGGAAAUUCCAGCCGGAGCGCUUCUCCCCCACCAACCGAAAACUUCAGACUCCCUACACCUACAUGCCCUUUGGCCUGGGUCCGCAUGGCUGCAUCGGAGAGCGCUUUGGACUGCUACAGGCAAAGGUGGGGCUGGUAAAUCUCAUGCGCAACCACCAGGUAACCACAUCGGAGCGCACUCCGCGGCGCAUGAAACUUGAUCCUAAGGCUAUAAUACUGCAGGCCCAGGGCGGGAUACACUUGAGGCUCGUGCGCGAUCCUUUGGGUAUCUGAUAUAUAUAAAUAGUAUGUAUGACUCACCAAGUUUU